Messenger RNA from Zygosaccharomyces rouxii, 663 nucleotides. RefSeq names its product Erp3p (gene ERP3). The transcript has a single exon. Gene Ontology annotation, cellular component: endoplasmic reticulum; endoplasmic reticulum-Golgi intermediate compartment; COPII-coated ER to Golgi transport vesicle. Bases 1 to 663 code for a protein of 220 amino acids. Lineage: Eukaryota; Fungi; Ascomycota; Saccharomycetes; Saccharomycetales; Saccharomycetaceae. The record is from RefSeq and is a predicted model, not a curated record. Gene Ontology annotation, biological process: endoplasmic reticulum to Golgi vesicle-mediated transport; Golgi organization; protein retention in ER lumen.
AUGCAACAUUAUUUGAUUUUAUUAAUAUUGCUUGGUAUUGGGCUGUGCUCUCCGGUAACAUUUGAAUUACCCAGAGGUCAAACGGAAUGCUUUUACACUUUGACGCCAAAAGAUCACUGUACAAUUAAUUACUACUUUGCAGUGCAAGGUGGUCAAUCCAAUGAUAAUACUGUCAACUACAAGAUAUAUGAUCCUAGCGAUAAGGAAUCACCAAUGAUUGAAAGAUCAAAUAUUCGUCUAGGUGAAUGGUCAUUCCCAGGAGAAUUAAGAGGUGAAUAUGCAUUUUGCUUCCAAGGAGGUAAUGAACAUAAUAAGAUUGUGGAUUUAGAUAUUAGACAUUCAUGUAAGAACGAAGCUGAUAUUUGGUCCGAAAGACGUAAAGCAAGAAGAGAAGCUAGACAUCUAAGAGAUUUGCACAAUGAUCCAUUACAAAGUUCAGUGGAAAAUUCAGUAGAUAAGAUUGAAGAACAAUUGUAUCAAUUAGAAAUCAAUCUAAUGUAUUAUAAGGCGAGGAAUAAGAGAAAUCACCAUACAGUUCGCUCAACAGAUUUCCGUAUAAUGCUCUUCUCUAUUUAUGGCAUCCUGCUGGUUAUCGGGAUGGGAUUAGUAGAGAUUAUAAUUUUGAAAUGGUUUUUCCGAGAAUCGAGAAAAUAUGCUAUUUAA